Molecule: messenger RNA, 2388 nt
Organism: Thamnophis elegans (Western terrestrial garter snake)
Lineage: Eukaryota; Metazoa; Chordata; Lepidosauria; Squamata; Natricidae
Product: vomeronasal type-2 receptor 26-like
Exons: 5
Coding region: 1-2388 (795 amino acids)
Biological process (GO): G protein-coupled receptor signaling pathway
Cellular component (GO): membrane
Molecular function (GO): G protein-coupled receptor activity
Source: RefSeq, a predicted model, not a curated record
AUGCUGAAAAAAUAUCAGCACACCCUGGCCUUGGUGUUUGCGGUGAAUGAAAUCAAUGGAAACAGCAUGAUCUUACCCAAUAGGACGCUGGGAUUUCAUAUCUAUGAUAGCCACUUUGAUGCCCAGAUAACUUAUCAGAACACGCUGAACUUGCUCUUUAAUCAGAAGCCAACUCUUCUCAACUACAAGUGCAACGAGAAGAUACCAGCAGCUGUCAUUGGGGGUACUGAUUCAGAAACUUCCCUUCACAUAGCUACUAUCUUAGGGAUCUACAAGAUUCCACAGGUCUCCUAUUGUUUAUAUAGUCCACCAGUGAAUGAUAUAAGCCAUCCGUCUUUCUUAUACCGCAUGGUACCCAAUGAAGCACAUCAGUAUGCAGGAAUAGUCCAACUAUUGCUUCAUUUUCAAUGGAAGUGGGUUGGGAUCAUGGCCAUGGAUGAUGAUAAAGGAGAAAAGUUUGUGCAGACUUUGGAGAAAAGCUUUUCUGAGAAUGGAAUCUGCCUUGCCUUCUCUGAACGAAUGCCGCUCCAAAGCAAUAUUAUAGACAUGGUUGAUCAUUUCAAUGACAUGUUUAGGGAAAUGGCCCAGCUGCUCAGUAAACCAAGCGUCAAUAUCUGUGUUGUAAGUGCUGAUGCUCACAUGAUGUUAGAUUUGCAGAUAGUGCUCAAUCUUGCCGAAUCAGACAUGAUGCUGCCUGUGCAGAAGGUAUGGGUGAUGACAGCCCAUUGGGACUUUUCAGUGGAGCCCUUUUUAAAUAAUUUAAGCAUGCAGAUCUUCCACGGAGCCUUGUCCUUUGCAAGUCACACCUUGGAGAUGCCAAAGUUUCAGAAUUUCCUUCUCUUCCACCACCCCCGUUCUCGUACUGAUCCCUUUAUCAGAGUCUUCUGGGAACAAGCGUUCAAAUGCUCAUUCCCAGCUUCUGCAACGGACAAAGGAAGCUGUACUGGCAAUGAGAGACUAGAAAGCCUUCCGCAGCCUUUUUUUGAAACAAGUAUGACCAGUCAAAGCUACAGUGUUUAUAAUGCUGUCUACGCUUUGGCCCAUGCUUUGCAUGCCUUUUAUUCACCCAGAAGUAAAUAUGGAGCGGUGCUGAUGAAAGAUCACCAGAGGACUUGUAAAUCACAGUAUUUUCAGCUUUACCAUUUCCUAAGUCAAGUCUCCUUUAACAACAGUGCCGGGGACAAGGUAUCUUUUGGCAAGAAGGGUGAAUUGCUUGCUGGAUUUGACAUUAUUAACUGGGUUACUUUCCCUAACAAGUCCUUCGUGAAAGUGAAAGUGGGACAAAUGGAUCCUGAAGCCCCAUCAGGCAGAAAGUUCUCCAUCAAUGAAAGAGAAAUCACAUGGCCAGCCCAUUUUAACCAGACUAUACCUCUUGCUCUAUGCAAUGAUCAUUGCCCACCAGGUUCCAGAAAGAAAAGGAAGGAAGGGGAGCCUUUUUGUUGCUACGAUUGUAAUACUUGUCCAUCAAGAAAAUUUUCAAAUGAAAGAGAUAUGGAUGACUGCUUAGACUGUCCAGAAGAACAAUAUCCAAACAAGGAAAAAAAUAUGUGCAUUCCCAAGGAUCUAAAUUUCUUGUCUUACAAUGAAACUUUGGGCAUCACUUUAGCUGCUCUGGCUCUAUCACUUUCUGUGACCACAGUGGUGGUACUUGGAAUUUUCAUAAAACACCGGAAUACUCCCAUUGUCAAAGCUAACAACCGGAAUCUCUCUUAUCUUCUCCUUGUCACCCUCUUCCUCUGCUUCCUCUGUUCCUUGCUAUUCAUUGGUCAGCCCCAAUUGCUGACCUGUCUUCUUCGUCAAAUGGCUUUUGGGAUUAUCUUCUCAGUUGCUGUUUCUUCAGUUUUGGCCAAAACCAUCACAGUGGUUCUAGCUUUUAUGGCUACCAAGCCAGGAUCAAAAUUGAGAAAAUGGGUGGGGAAAAGAUUUUCCAACUCUCUGAUUCUCUGUUGUUCCUGCAUUCAAGCAAGUAUUUGCAUAUUGUGGCUGUGCACUGGCCCUCCUUUCCCAAAUUUGGACAUGCAUUCUCUUCCAGAAGAGAUUGUGGUCGAAUGCAAUGAAGGAGCAGGCAACAUGUUCUAUUAUAUUUUAGGAUAUAUGGGACUUCUUGCUCUCAUCAGCUACAUUGUGGCUUUCUUUGCUCGAAAACUGCCAGACUCUUUUAAUGAAGCCAAAUUUAUUGCUUUCAGCAUGCUGGUGUUUUGUAGUGUAUGGGUGACUUUUAUCCCAACUUAUCUGAGCAACAAAGGAAAAUACAUGGUAGCUGUGGAGAUCUUCUCCAUCUUGGCUUCCAGUAUAGGAAUAUUGGGAUCUAUCUUUUUCCCUAAAUGCUAUAUAAUUGUAGUGAGACCAGAACUCAACACGAAGGACCAUCUAAAAACAAAAAAUUAA